Cornus florida is the source of this 1606-nucleotide messenger RNA. RefSeq names its product mevalonate kinase-like. Gene Ontology annotation, molecular function: mevalonate kinase activity; ATP binding. Lineage: Eukaryota; Viridiplantae; Streptophyta; Magnoliopsida; Cornales; Cornaceae. Gene Ontology annotation, biological process: isoprenoid biosynthetic process. Gene Ontology annotation, cellular component: cytoplasm. The coding region runs from base 116 to 1279 and encodes 387 amino acids. The record is from RefSeq and is a predicted model, not a curated record. The transcript has 5 exons.
UUAAGAAUUUCUAUUCUCUCUCCGCCCAUCCGCAGUUAUAUACGACUCUCUCUAUUAUAUAUAUACACACCAAAUCUGAGAGAGAGGUCAACUAGCAGAGCAAACAAGAGAGAGUAUGGAGGUGAAAGCAAGAGCUCCCGGAAAGAUCAUACUCGCCGGAGAACACGCCGUCGUUCACGGAUCAACGGCCGUCGCUGCCUCCAUCAAUCUCUACACUUACGUCUCCCUUCGCUUUCCCACUGCUUCUGGAAAUGACGAUACACUGAAACUCGAACUCAAAGAUUUGUCCCUAGAAUUUUCAUGGCCGGUUGGAAGAAUUAAACAAGCGCUCCCUGACUUGGAUAGUUGCCUUGCUUCAUCACCCACAUCAUGCCCACCGGAGACUAUGAAAUCAAUUGCAGCUCUAGUUGAAGAACAGAAUAUUCCAGAGGCAGAAACUGGGCUGGCUGCUGGUGUUUCAGCUUUUCUCUGGCUAUACACCUCUAUCCAAAGGUGUAAACCUGCAAAGGUAGUUAUCACCUCUGAGCUCCCAUUGGGCUCAGGCUUGGGUUCAUCUGCUGCACUUUGUGUGUCACUCUCAGCUGCCCUGCUCGCUUUGUCAGAUUCUGUAAAUCUUGAUUUCAGCCAUCAAGGUUGGUUAAUGUUUGGAGAGAGCGAUCUGGAAUUGGUGAACAAAUGGGCUUUCGAAGGUGAAAAAAUAAUCCAUGGGAGGCCUUCUGGUAUAGACAACACAGUAAGCACAUAUGGUAAUAUGAUCAAGUUCAGGCCAGGUGAUUUGACACGGAUCAAGUCCAAUAUGCCACUCAAAAUGCUCAUAACUAACACCAAAGUUGGGAGGAAUACAAAGGCAUUAGUUGCUGGUGUUUCAGAGAGGACUCUCAGGCAUCCAAAAGCUAUGGCAGCUGUAUUUACUGCUGUUGAUUCUAUUAGCAAUGAACUGGCUACUAUUAUCCAGUCUCCUGUUCUUGACGACCUUGCUAUAACUGAGAAGGAAGAGAAAUUAGAAGAAUUAAUGGAAAUGAACCAAGGAUUGCUUCAAUGUAUGGGGGUCAGCCAUUCUUCAAUAGAAACUGUGCUUCGAACAACGUUGAAAUACAAAUUAGUUACCAAGCUGACAGGAGCUGGUGGUGGAGGUUGUGUUUUGACAUUAUUACCGACCCUAUUAUCAGAAACAGUAGUGGAUAAAGUAAUUGCUGAACUAGAGUCCUGUGGAUUCCAAUGCCUGAUUGCUGGGAUUGGCGGAAAAGGCACGGAGGUCUCUUUCAGUGGUUUCCCUUGAUUUUUCUUGGUGUCAGCAUUUUAACAUUACCCAGAUCAGUCUCGUUUAAAGGAUCAGCAUUUCAACAUUACCUGGAUCAGUAAUUCUCUUUCGUCAAAUAAUGACAUGAAAAUGUAUACUUUCAUGUCAUUCCCACACUGCAAUGCUCUGUUUACUAUUACUGUCUGUACACUAACUCCAUUGUAUCUUUAUUGAAGUUCUCGGAGUCUUAUUAGUACUUCUGUACUUGGCAUUCUAUAUUUCUGUUUGAAAUAACUGUGAAAAUUUGUAUGGCUUCUGGAUUAUCUACAGAUGCUAUUUUGUUAUAGAUGAUGCUAUUUGGUCUCA